GCGUGUGGUGCAGGUUUGUAAGGGCAGCUCUUUGAAACCAUGGCUCAGAAGCUUCUGGUCAUUGAUACAGAUUGUGGCAUAGACGAUGCUCAGGCCAUAAUGCUGGCCUUGGCUAUACCCAGUGUAAAGGUUUUGGGCAUCACUUGUUGCUUUGGAAACACAGAUGUUGAUAACGUGUGUCAAAACGUGUUAAGAGUUCUGUCUGUCUGUGAACGCACUGAGAUUCCAGUCUUUAGGGGUUCCGCAGGUGCCCUGGUUGGAGCAGGUAGACAGUUUAGGGAUCAUUUUGGAACAGACGGUCUGGGAGACGUAUUUGAGGACCGAGACUCUACGGUAUGGAAGACCUCCGUUCAGUCAGAACAUGCAGUAAAUGCGCUUACAAGACUCGUGUCCGAGAAUCCGGGACAGGUCUCUCUUGUGGCUCUUGGUCCCCUCACCAAUUUAGCUCUAGCGCUUAGACUGGACCCAGCAUUACCUGAUAAACUGAAGGAUCUCUACAUCAUGGGUGGAAACAUGGAAGGAAAAGGGAAUGUAACACCGUGUGCAGAGUUUAACUUUGUUAUGGACCCUGAGUCAGCCUAUGUGGUAUUAGAGGAAUAUCUGUGUCCCACACACAUCGCCACCUGGGAAUUCACCUGCAGAAACAAACUCUCAUGGGACUUUUUUGACCAGCUGGUGAACCAGGAAACAUCAGCUUCUCGUUUCAUGAAGAAGAUUACGUCCAAGUGCUGGGCGUUCUCUCGGGAGUUUGGGGUUAAUAAGAGGGAUGUGUUGUUUGGGCCUGGCUACGUGCCUUAUGACGCUUUUGCCGUAGCGGCUUGUGUGGAUGGCAGUGUAGUAACGGAGAAGGUGGAUUGUGCCGUGCGGGUGGAGCUGCAUGGGGAACUGGGCCGAGGAAUGAUGGCCAUAGACCACACGAAUACACUUAGAAAAAACCAUCGCGUGUGCGUUUUUAAGGAGUUCGACACCUGCAAGUUCAAAGAGCUACUCAUGGCCUCGUUAAACCAGCCAUGACAACGGAACGAAUUCGACAAACUGCAAGAAUUAAAACUCUGCGUGUACAAUCGCUUUGUGUGUGAAUUAUGGUUCAUGUUUCUAAAGAUUAUGAGCAGCCAUUGAGCCAAAAAUGUCAUUAAAGAGAAGAGAAAUCCAGAGUCAAACUGAUAUGUUUUAUUUCAACCUGGUGACCGAUGUCUGUCUCUCUCUAGGUGACAGAAAUGAAACGGUGCACAGAACAAACUUCAAACCUCUUUCAAGUAAUGUCGUCACAU
This is a messenger RNA of Chanos chanos (milkfish), 1271 nucleotides long. Its product is annotated as inosine-uridine preferring nucleoside hydrolase. The record is from RefSeq and is a predicted model, not a curated record. Gene Ontology annotation, molecular function: hydrolase activity, hydrolyzing N-glycosyl compounds. The coding region runs from base 40 to 1014 and encodes 324 amino acids. The transcript is spliced from 6 exons. Lineage: Eukaryota; Metazoa; Chordata; Actinopteri; Gonorynchiformes; Chanidae.